CUUCUCAUCCCCAAUCUCUCUCAAUCUCCCUCUUUUGCUCACUUUGUUUUCUAGUGUUAGAGGGCAAAAAAAAAAACAAUGGCUGCGAUGAGUGUGGUGUGCAUAGCCUGUCUUAUCUCGUUAAUGUGGGUGGCUGAAGCCAGAAUCCCUGGGGUUUACACUGGGGGUUCAUGGGAAAGCGCUCAUGCUACCUUCUAUGGAGGCUCUGAUGCCUCUGGCACCAUGGGUGGAGCUUGUGGAUACGGCAACCUCUACAGCCAAGGCUACGGCGUGAACACUGCUGCCCUUAGCACAGCUCUGUUCAACAAUGGCCUGAGCUGCGGUGCCUGCUUCGAGAUCAAGUGCGCAGAUGACCCAACGUGGUGCCACUCCGGCAGCCCAUCAAUCCUCAUUACUGCCACUAACUUUUGCCCGCCAAACUUUGCCCAACCCAGCGACAAUGGCGGCUGGUGCAACCCUCCUCGCCCUCACUUUGACCUCGCCAUGCCCAUGUUCCUCAAGAUUGCCGAGUACCGUGCCGGAAUUGUCCCCGUCGCCUUCCGCCGGGUGUCAUGCCGCAAGCACGGAGGUAUCAGGUUCACAAUCAACGGCUUCCGCUACUUCAACCUGGUCCUGGUCUCCAACGUCGCGGGUGCAGGGGAUAUCGUGCGCGUGCUCGUGAAGGGCUCCAAGACUGGCUGGAUGAGCAUGAGCCGAAACUGGGGUCAAAACUGGCAGUCAAACGCAGUGUUGGUGGGGCAACCAUUGUCGUUUAGGGUCACGGGGAGCGACAGGCGCACCUCAACCUCGUGGAACAUAGCCCCAGCCAAUUGGCAGUUCGGUCAAACUUUCACAGGGAAAAACUUUAGGGUUUGAUGAAAUGGAAGUCGUCAAAAAAAAAAAAAAGAGGGUGGAAAAAAGUCAACAUUUUACAAUUCCCGCCAUGACUUAUUUCCAUUUUUACCAGUUUUGAGAUGCUGUUUUUGACUGGGUUGUUGGGGAACGUGAAAGUUUUAUUAGACUAAAUUAAUAAGAGAGUGAAAUGGGGAGGGUUUUGGGAAGGAAAACUGGAAAAGAACCGGUGAAUGGGAAUUUUUAUUACUUUUUUACUUUUUGGAUUGGUGGGGUUUUUGGGGGGGGAGUGUGCGACUGAGUGGGGGGUGUGAAGCUGUAGUAUAACUGUGCAAGGUAAAAAUCAUUUGAGAAGGUUGUAGGGUAAUUAGUGCUGAGGCGGCUGCACAAGAUUGCAGCCCGCAGCUUUAUAAUAUUUAGUGUUUAUAUAGCAUGAUGAUGAAUAUCAUUUGAGAAGUGUAUUGUACUAAUUUUAAUAUUUUAUAUAGUUGAAAUGGAAAGUAUUUGGUUUGUUUCAA
Messenger RNA from Alnus glutinosa, 1349 nucleotides. Its product is annotated as expansin-A6. Gene Ontology annotation, cellular component: extracellular region. The transcript is spliced from 3 exons. Bases 79 to 855 code for a protein of 258 amino acids. NCBI's taxonomy places the organism in Eukaryota, Viridiplantae, Streptophyta, Magnoliopsida, Fagales, Betulaceae. The record is from RefSeq and is a predicted model, not a curated record. Gene Ontology annotation, biological process: plant-type cell wall organization.